Molecule: messenger RNA, 4191 nt
Organism: Peromyscus leucopus (white-footed mouse)
Lineage: Eukaryota; Metazoa; Chordata; Mammalia; Rodentia; Cricetidae
Gene: Jmjd4
Product: jumonji domain containing 4
Biological process (GO): negative regulation of gene expression; positive regulation of translational termination; protein hydroxylation
Cellular component (GO): nucleus; cytoplasm
Molecular function (GO): histone H4R3 demethylase activity; sequence-specific DNA binding
Source: RefSeq, a predicted model, not a curated record
CGCUCACCUGAGGCAAGAGGAGCGCGCGGAAGACGCUGUGGCAAGCGCCACCGGACCACCAAACACAGACGCCAGCCGCUGGGAAGCCGGUCCACCAGCGGGCGAGCGCUCGUGCGCCUGCGCGGGAGGGCGGGACUGCGUAGGGCGCACGCGCACCUGCUGGGAGCGCCAAGGCUUGAGUUCCUGCUGGAAUGCUGCCCCUCUGGUGUCUGGUUCCGGGCUCCUUUACUGUGGUUUUCUGAUCCAAACUCGUCUUAGGAGGUUUCUCGGCCUCCGCUCCCCAUCUAGAGUGUAGUGAGGAGCAGAGCUGGGCCUCCGGGGUCAGGUUCCCCGGUGGAUGGAUCGAGAGACCCGCCUCUUUGCCGAGCGGCACUACCGGGCUCGGGGCCGAGUCCCUGACUGCAGCGGGCCCGCACCCAGCAGUGUGACCUUCAUUCAGGCGCCGGACGCCUUCUCCUACGCUGACUUCGUGAAGGGCUUCCUGCUGCCUAACCAGCCCUGCGUGUUUUCCAGCGCCUUCACUGAGAGCUGGGGCAGCCGGCGGCGGUGGGUGACGCCGGCGGGGAAGCCUGACUUCGAGUAUCUGCGGCAGAAGUAUGGAGACGUGGUUGUACCGGUUGCCAACUGUGGAGUGCGGGAAUACAAUUCAAACCCCAAGGAGCACAUGCCCUUCCGUGACUAUAUCGAUUACUGGAAGGAGUACAUCCAAGGAGGUUGCUCCUCCCCUCGGGGCUGCCUCUAUCUCAAGGACUGGCACCUGUGCAGAGACUCCUUGGUGGAUGACCUGGAAGAGAUAUUCACCCUGCCUGUGUACUUCUCAUCAGACUGGCUGAAUGAGUUCUGGGACGUCCUCAAUGUGGAUGACUACCGCUUUGUCUACGCGGGGCCCAGGGGCACCUGGUCUCCCUUCCAUGCGGAUAUCUUCCGCUCCUUCAGCUGGUCAGUGAACAUCUGUGGGAGGAAGAAAUGGUUGUUCUUCCCGCCAGGGCAGGAGGAGGCCCUUCGGGACUGCCACGGUAACCUGCCCUAUGAUGUGACUUCCGCCGAGCUCCUGGACACUCGCCUCUAUCCCAGGAUCCAGCACAGCAGCCUACCCCUUGAAGUCAUACAGGAGGCUGGUGAGAUGGUAUUUGUGCCCAGCGGGUGGCACCAUCAAGUGUACAACCUGGACGACACCAUCUCUAUCAACCACAACUGGGUCAAUGGCUGCAACCUGGCUAACAUGUGGCACUUCUUGCAGCAAGAACUCCAGGCAGUACAGCAGGAGGUCAGAGAAUGGAAGGACUCCAUGCCUGACUGGCACCACCACUGCCAGGUCAUCAUGAAGUCCUGUACAGGGAUCAAUUUUGAAGAAUUUUACCACUUCCUCAAGGUCAUCGCUGAGAAGAGGCUUCUUGCUGAGCAAGGCCUGAAGGGGGACACAGGGGACAGCGCAGGCCCAAGGCUGGGCCUGCAGCAGGCUGCAUUUGAUGUUGGACGCCUUGCAGAUGUGCUGGCCUCUGUGGUUGCACAUCCUGACUUUCAGAGAGUGGACACCAACGCCUUCUCACCACAGCCAGGGCAGCUGCUUCAGCAGCUGGAGGAUACUGUGGCUGCUGCUAAGGCCCUUUAGUACUCUACAGUCGUGAUAUAGAAAGAAUUCUGGAGGGCAGCUUCAGAAUUGCCGCAGGGCCCCGCCCAGGCUACCCUUCCUUGAGGCCUAGGACGUACCUCAAGGCUGUGCAGGUGCAGUUCUUGCAGUGUGGGCAGACACAGUCUUGCCCAUCUAAUGCUAUUUCCCAGUAUCUAGGCCCUGGAUCUUAAGGAAAGUCCAGCCAAAACGGGAAUUUAACUCAUGGGGGCUAGAGGGAUAUUCACCCAUUUAGCCUGUAACAAGCCUGCCAAGAACUUAAUUGAGUGGUGAUCAUGAAACCGGGUUUCCUUGGAGCCUUCCAACCUCGCCUAGUGAUCCUAGGACUCCUGAGUGAUGGAUAUCCAGUCUGCUUACUUGGAGGUGACCCUGUGUGACCUGGGACAUAGAUAGAGAUGCAUAUAUGCAGUUGCCUUCCAAGCCUCUGUGUCCUCUAGUUCUGUCCUGGGAGCUCCAGCAGCUGGACUGGAAGAGUUAACCUGGGUAUGGCAAGUGGCAGGGGACUUCUUAAGAUGGAUGUUGUUCCCCUGUGGCUGGAGGCACAGUGCUAGGUGGCUAAAAAACCCCAAAUACUGAUCUAGCCAAGUCCCCAGGAUGGAGAUGAUGUGCAGGACUAGGGGGAAGUAGCAUUCUUCCCCACAACACUCCUUCAAGGCCUGGGCUCCUAUGCUAACGCUGUGCCAGCCCAUCUAACGCUGUGCCCAUCUAAUGCUGUGCUAGCCCAACUUCUGCCCAAGGGCACAGGGCUAAGUCCAGAGCAGAAGUAUAGGGAGUCUUGUAGAGGAGACAGAUACCCCAGUCUCAGGCUGGUGCUGGAUGAGGCAGUGCCUCCUUCGUUGGCUGCACUCCCUGCCUGUGCUUCUUAGAUGGAGACAAGUCAUUGCUUAAUGGCCUGCAUGGCUCCACAUAAUAUCCCAUACUUCUGGCACCUGCACGCCACCACGUUCACUGUGCUAUUUCUAGGAAUAGGGGGUUGUGGCUAAGAACAGAGGUGCACAGCCUGUGUGAGAGCCAGCUGCUUACUCUGGGCCCCAGCAUGAACCACCAAGAUGAGGCACAGCUGUACAUACAGUGUUGGACUUGUAGACCUUUUUGGAGACAGCUUUGCCUAAACCUGCAGCCUUCAUGUUCAGAGGUGGGGCCUCACAGACAGAAGGAAAUUAUAAGCAGAAUUAGCCACAGCCUUUGCAGAGAUCCUAUGCAGGACCUGGUGCCGGUGACACACCUUGUCAUCCCCAGGAAAACCCUCUGGGUAGGACCUCCUGAGAAUGUUUUUGGAGGAGCCACUUGAGGCUUAGAGCACUGAAUUUUUAAGGCACAACCUGCAGAGUGGCACUAAUGCUAAUUUACCCUGUGAACUGUAGGUCCUACACAGACUAGAUAAGUAAGAAUUUGGAUAGGGGCAGGGGCACCUGUAUCUCUGCCCUGCCUGCCACACAGGUCUCCUCUUGGUUGGGACUACUGGGGAGGUGCUGAAGCUCCGUGGCUAGGAGGAUAUCUCUUGGUGUUAGAUGUAGAAUCAAUCAAUAAAUUAAUCAAUUAUUUAUUUAUUUAUUUAUUUAUUAAUACCUUCAAGCGCUUUGCCAGCUAAAAAUAGUAACACCUCCAGUUUCAGAGCGUUUACCAGCAGCAUUGUCCCAGGGAAUCCUCAAACAUGACCAGGCAGAUAAGCCUGCCCAGGUGGUGCCUUUGAGCUCCUGACCAGGGUGUGGUAUCUGGGGCCCUGGCUCCUUUCAGUUGUGAAGACACUUUACAAAAGUGGCCCAGCAACUUAAUGGGGCAGUUAGCCUUCCUUACUCCAGAUUUGCAAAAUUAAGGAAAGUUAACACCCUGGGCCAUGUGUGACAGACAUUACCUACUAUGUACUCCCAUGACCAUCCUAACUAGAAAUAACAGUCACACAGCUCAGCAGGUAAAGGUGCUUGCUGUGCACAUCUGUGCCCCUGAGUUUGCACCCCAGAAUCCAUGUGAGUGGAAGGAGGUGUAGGAGAGGAGCCCCUUCAUCUACCUCACAGACUGCCAAAACCCUUUCUUGCACCAAGGCUGCCACAAUUUGAUGCUUGUGUAAGGACCUCUGCUCAGUAGCUGUCUGUCCAGCCUUGGAUUGUUACCACUCUUGUUGCUGAUCCUUGUAGCUAAAACUUAGUUUUUCGUGAUCUAUAAUCUCCUUAUUUUACCUUUGCAACUUCCUGUUGCCCCAACCACCAUGGGUACAGCCUUAGUUUACUGGCACGUGUUCCCACUGUGACAUGGCUAUUUACAAGAAGUAAUGUCUUUUGGAAGAUUAUUUGGAUGGACAGUUAAAUAUCCUCCGCCUAGUUAUGCCAACACUUGAAAAGCUUUAAUGAAAGGAAAACGUCCUAAUCCCAAGAAGGGCUUCCUCUGCACUCCAAUGCUUCUGGGUCCAGCCUCAACUACUGACCAAGGUAUUUAACCUCUAUUUGCAGAAUUGGAGAUAAGCCCCCACUACUCAGAUCAGAAUCUGACUAAGGGUGAUGAGUGGGUUCCACAGCUGUUCUAAACUGUUGAGAUGGAAUAAAAAAAAAAUGGGCAAAAUGCAA